CUCAUCACACCUCUCAUUAAAGCUUCUAACAGCGCCCGCAGAUCCUCUGAUCGUCAGCCGUUACAGUCUCUCAUCGAUAUCAUCUCCAGUAGUGCUCUAUUGUCGCUGGUGACCACCGACACGGUCAACGACCAUCGAUAGGCCCUAGUCCUCGCCUCCCCCCUCCCCGCAUCCCUUCGCUCGACCCCUCCUACCCCUCCCCAACUAUGCUAGCCCUCGCCCUCCUUUUCCUAACAUCCGCCCGCGCGCUCUGCGUUGACCCCGCCGCCAUCCGCGCCGUCGAGCCGCGCCUGGCCGCCAUCAAAGCCGCGUCCAAGGACGAGUGCACAACGUCCUGCGGCGCCGCGGGCAACGCGUACGCUUACUACGCGCCUGGGUCGUGUUAUUGCGGUCCCGACAUUGCGCUUGGCGAGGCUGUUUCUGCUCCAAACUGCGGCGGCGCGUACGACAUCACACGCACCUUCGUCCCGGCAGGCAAGGGCAAGGCGGCGCCGCGCGCCCCCGCCUGUCCCAAGGGCAAGAUGCAGUGCAACACGCCCACGCGGGGGGAAUGGGAGUGUGUCGAAGUCAACUCGACUAUCUCGUCCUGCGGUGGCUGCGUGCUCGGCGAAUACGGCGUGCCGGAAUCCACGAGCGGCGAGGACUGCCGCUUCGUGCCCGGCGUCGCGCCCGGCGGCGCGACCUGCGUCCUCGGCCGGUGCGGGGUGACCGCAUGCGUCGAAGGCUGGACCGUGCGCGCAAGCCGCAAGGCAGAAGCGGCGUGCGUGUACAACGUGUACGGCGACGUCUUCCGGGGCGGGCACGAAGACCAAGCGUGGGUCGCGGCGCAUAUUGCGCAGUGGUCGCCGCCCGUCGAGGAGGAGGACGAGGAAGAGGAAGAGGCGCCACCGGUCAAGACCAAGGGCAAGACCAAGGGCAAGAGCAAGCCCAAGGCGCAGCCGGAGCCGGAGCCGGAGUAUAUGGACGAGAGCGAGGUGCUUGCGCUCAUUGCGGGUGUGCAGAAGGAGCGCGUGGACAAGGGCGAGCGGCCGUUGCCGGUGCAAAUUAUCGCGGCGGCCAAGGCGCCUGAGGCGCCGCGCGUCGUGGACGGCGUGGAUACGGGCGACGAGCCCGCCCCGGGCUCCGAGGCGCCGCGCGACGACGGCGCAGACGCCGUCAAGGACGUGUUUGAUACCGCGGACGAGGACACGUCCCCGGUCCGCAUGGGUAUCAGGUCAUAGAUGUAUGAGUUUUGGUUG
Molecule: messenger RNA, 1238 nt
Organism: Cutaneotrichosporon oleaginosum
Lineage: Eukaryota; Fungi; Basidiomycota; Tremellomycetes; Trichosporonales; Trichosporonaceae
Source: RefSeq, a predicted model, not a curated record